Messenger RNA from Wasmannia auropunctata (little fire ant), 3143 nucleotides. It is a transcript of the gene dpa, whose product is annotated as DNA replication licensing factor MCM4. Gene Ontology annotation, biological process: DNA strand elongation involved in DNA replication; DNA replication; mitotic DNA replication initiation. Gene Ontology annotation, cellular component: MCM complex; nucleus. The record is from RefSeq and is a predicted model, not a curated record. Gene Ontology annotation, molecular function: single-stranded DNA binding; single-stranded DNA helicase activity; ATP binding. The transcript has 8 exons. Lineage: Eukaryota; Metazoa; Arthropoda; Insecta; Hymenoptera; Formicidae. The coding region runs from base 300 to 3023 and encodes 907 amino acids.
CGGGAGACAUCGCCGGUCCCACGCAAAAGGUCGGCGUGGCCGCGUAGCCGCUCUCACUUCCCACUGUGUUCUCACCAGCUGUCACGCUUCUCUCCGACGAAGAAAAAAAACGCUCUUCGCGUCCGACGACGCCCUCUCGGUAAGCUCGACGCGAACUUGAUUCCGCGUUCGCGCUGGCGCUGGUUCGCGCGGGAAAUUGAGUGGUUUGCGAGGUUAUCACGUUGUACGCGGACCGAUCUCCAGCGAGGAACGUCCAGGAAGAAUCAGAAGCAAGAUUGCCGUAAUUCCCGUCAUCAACGAUGUCGAGUCCUAUGAGACCGCCGAGGACUCCUGUCCCGCAGGAGGACAAUCGUUCGCCGAAUGACACGCCGAACGUUACGCCGAAUCGCACGCCGAACGGUACGCCGAACGUUACGCCGAGGAGACAACCGCGGACCCCGACCUCCGUCAGGACUCCCUCGCUCGCCGGAACGCCCAGAAUCGCCGGCAGACAAGCCGCAGGUACACCUCAGAGAAGACCGGGCAACAAUCCGGUGGACACCCCGUUACGAUGGGGCAACCGUCUGACGCAGGAGACCAUCGCGCCGUCGUCGGAGGGCUUGUCCUCCAUGCCGCUGUCCUCGCCGAAUCGACAGGCGCAGACGAGCCCGCUCGCCGCGGGCAUGAGCGAGAUAGAGCUGUCCUCCCCGCUGAAUUACGGCACCCCCAGCUCCCUGGCGUCGGUUCGCACUCCCCGCAGCGGUGUCAGAGGCACGCCCCUUCAGCAGAGACCGGACGUUCAGUCGGACAGACGUGUGCGACAAGUUAAUCUGGCCGAAAUACCAGAGAAUGAUGAGGAGAGAGAGAGAACGUCCGAGGGUGAGAACGGCCCGCAGUUCACAAUCUGGGGCACGAAUGUCGUGGUGAGCCACAUCAAGCAGCAAUUCAGACGAUUUAUCACAUACUUCAUCGAUCCGGAGGCGGAGAACGAUGAAUUGCCUGAAAACAUGAAUCUGUCAGAGCCGCUCUACAUGCAGAAGCUCGAGGAGAUACAUAUACUGGAGGAGCCUUAUCUGAACGUGAACUGCGCGCAUCUCGAGGCGUUCGACGAGCAGCUUUACAAUCAGCUGGUACUGUACCCUCAGGAAAUCGUACCGUCGUUCGAUGUAACCGCCAACGAGCUGUUCUUCGAGAAAUUCCCCGGGGCGGCGUUGGAACACUCGAUCCAAGUGCGUCCCUACAACGUGACGAGGACCACGAGUAUGCGCCUCCUGAAUCCGGAGGACAUAGACCGACUGAUCACGAUCACCGGAAUGGUCAUCCGGUCGUCGAACAUCCUGCCGGAGAUGCGAGAGGCGUUCUUCAAGUGCAUCGCGUGCUCCUUCACGACGACCGUGGCCAUCGACAGGGGCCACAUAGCCGAGCCCACGGUGUGCACUCACUGCAACAACAAUUUCUGCUUCAAUCUGAUACACAACCGCAGCCUCUUCACCGACAAGCAGAUGAUCAAGCUGCAAGAGUCGCCGGACGAUAUGCCGGCCGGUCAGACCCCGCAUACAGUAGUGCUCUUUGCGCAUGACAAUCUGGUUGACGCUGUCUCACCGGGUGACAGGGUCUCCGUCACUGGUGUAUACCGCGCGUUGCCGAUACGCGUCAAUCCACGGCAGACCAAUGUACGAGCUAUCUACAGGACGCACGUUGACGUCGUCCACUUUAGAAAACAGGAUUCAAAGCGAUUGUACGAGCAAGAGGACGGCAAGAGUCAUGCGUUCCCACCCGAGAGAGUGGAGCUGUUGAAACUGCUAUCGCAAAAGGAGGACAUAUAUGAACGACUGGCGCGGCACAUUGCUCCCAGCAUCUACGAGAACGAGGACGUCAAGAAGGGUAUACUGCUACAAUUGUUCGGCGGCACGAAGAAGGAACAGAACGAACGAACCAAGAAAUAUUUCCGGUCCGAAAUCAAUAUACUUUUAUGCGGAGACCCGGGCACGAGUAAAUCGCAACUGCUGCAAUUCGUCUUCAAUUUGGUGCCGCGCUCGCAGUACAGCAGCGGAAAGGGUUCCAGCGCCGUGGGCUUAACCGCCUUCGUGACGAAAGACCCCGAGAGCCGUCAAUUAGUGUUGCAAACUGGCGCACUGGUGCUCGCGGAUAACGGCAUCUGUUGCAUCGACGAGUUCGAUAAAAUGAACGACAGCACGCGCUCGGUGCUGCACGAGGUAAUGGAGCAGCAAACACUGAGUAUCGCGAAAGCGGGUAUCAUUUGUCAGCUGAACGCGAGAACGAGCAUUCUGGCGGCGGCCAAUCCUUGCGAGUCGCAAUGGAAUAAGAAUAAGACAGUAGUAGAGAACGUCAUGUUGCCGCACACAUUGAUGUCGCGUUUCGACUUGAUUUUCCUCAUGCUGGAUCCCCAGGACGAGGUGUUUGACAAGAAACUUGCCAGGCACUUGGUGUCGCUGUAUUAUAAAUCCGAUUUGGAGGAGGAGGACGACAUUGUGGACAUGAGCAUCCUGCGUGAUUAUAUAGCCUACGCUAAGGAACACGUUCAUCCUACUCUCAACGAGGAGAGUCAGCAGAGGCUGAUCCAGGCUUAUGUCGACAUGCGUAGAGUAGGGAGCGGCCACGGGCAAAUCACGGCUUACCCGAGGCAAUUGGAAUCGCUGAUAAGACUCGCCGAGGCACACGCUAAAAUGCGAUUCAGCGCCGUCGUGGAGAUCACGGAUGUCGAAGAAGCUUGGAGAUUACAUCGUGAGGCAUUGAAACAGUCCGCCAUCGAUCCGCUGAGUGGCAAAAUCGAUAUUAGUAUCUUGACGACCGGUAUGUCGUUGGCAGCGAGAAAACGUAGGCAGGAGCUGGUCGAGGCGUUAAAGAAGCUCAUCAAGGGCAAGGAUAAGGCACCGACAUUGAACUACCAGAAGAUUUUCACGGAACUGAAAGAAUCGUCCAGCACGUUGGUGACGCGCGAGAUGUUUGAAGAUGCUCUGAAAGAGCUGCAGGAUGAUGGUGUUGUGAUUGUAACCGGCAAAAAUACCAUUCGUGUUUGCUAGAAAUAUCUCCGUUUGCGUUCUUUAAAAAAGUAAUACAGGUACUAUUCAAAUAUAACUGAUAAUGUAUCGGUAUUGUAAAUCUUAUGGGAAAUCAUAUAUUAGGAUACUUUGUCAUAUCAA